AUGUUUGCCCGCCUCGCCAUGGGCCUCGACAAGAAACCAGAACUCAUCGCCCAUCUCACCACAACUUCUUCCUCCUCCUCUGGCGGCGGCGACGACUCAGGCCCUCGCGAAACCCUGCCCGAGCGCGCAGCAAACAUCAUCCGCUACGCCUUUGUCGCCUGCCUAAACGACCGCUCCGGCACCUCAUCAACCGGCAUCGACCGCACCGGCAACCCCGAAGGAAAACGCAAAGGCAUCUACGUCCUCGCAAACCUCUGUCUAAAAAUCCUCUUCGCGUGCCGCAAAACCCGCGGUGCUGCCCAAAUCUUCGAAAACAUCUUCGUGCUGUCGCCGCCGUUGGGUGCGUAUCCAAAGGCGCAAAGGGUUACUUAUUUGUAUUAUUUGGGUAGGUUUUUGUGGGCGAAUGGGCAUGCGUGGCGUGCGCAAAAGGCGUUGGGCCAGGCGUGGAGGGAGUGUCAUGGUCAGUGUUUGCAGCAGAGGCGCUUGAUUCUAAUCUUCUUGAUUGCGGCGAACAUGGUUUGUGGACGUUUUCCGUCUGAGCAAAUGUUUGCGAGGCCAGAGGCUUAUGGCUUGAGAGAGAGGUUUCAGCCCUUGUGCAGGUAUAUUGCUCAAGGAAACAUCGUGGGAUUCAGACGGCAUCUGGAUAUCGGGUCUGAGCACUAUGCAUGGUUCUCGGGCUAUCGUUUGGACUUGCAACUGAGAAACAGGUGUGAGGUUUUCGUCUGGAGGUCUAUCUGUCGAAAGACUUUUAUUCUACACGGAGAUCCUGGCAACCCCGAGGCUCGCAAGGCGCCGACCUUCGAUCUAAGAGAUGUGCUGGCCAUCUUUCGUUGGCAGGAGACCAUUUACGCCACGCCGCCUGGAGCCUCUCAACCUGACAACUACAUCGACCCAGACUUUGUCGGUGUGGUCGACGAACCUACUGGCGAGGACGCUCUCGACCUUCCCGACAUGAACAACAUCCACUCCAAGAUGACGGCACUCAUUCACCAAGGCCUACUUGGUGGCUACAUUUCCUUCUCUAGAGAAAAGUUCGCAAUCCAAGGUGCAAAGCUCAAGGGAGCAUUAGCAGCCGGCUUCCCGAACGCUUGGAAGACCAUCGAAGCCCGCGCUGACGACGAAGUACCCGGCUGGAAACUGGAGACCAGCGGACCUGCAUUCGGAGGCGGAGUUGUACGACUGAGCGGAGCGCGACCAGUGGGACUCUCUUAG
Messenger RNA from Aureobasidium uvarum, 1212 nucleotides. Lineage: Eukaryota; Fungi; Ascomycota; Dothideomycetes; Dothideales; Saccotheciaceae. The record is from the annotation of a GenBank genome assembly.